CUUGUUCCGAUACUUCUGGGCGCCCCAUCCCUAGAGGCAGGUCGUAAAACCCAGCUAAUCUGGCCGACUGGGCCAACCGUCCAGUCCCUCGAUUAGAUUGCUGGAGAAAUGGGCAGUGCACGGAACCUCUUGUUGCUCUCCUCGUCGCGUUUGCACGGCCAUGGGUACCUGGAGCACGCCCGAGGCCAGCUGGAGGACCUCUUCAGGAGUGCCAGUGUGAAGACGGUGCUCUUCGUGCCCUACGCCCUGCGGGACCACGACAAGUACACGGCCACCGUGCGGGAUGCCCUGAAGCCCUGGGGCUACCAGGUGGAGGGGCUGCACACCAAGCCGGAUCGCGAGAAGGCCCUGCGGGAGGCGCAGGCCAUCUUCGUGGGCGGCGGCAACACCUUCGUCCUGCUGCGCACCCUCUACGAGCUGCAGUUGCUCGAACCCAUAAGGGAGCUGGUGCUCCAGCGCGGGCUGCCCUAUGUGGGCAGCAGUGCGGGCACCAACGUGGCCACCCGGUCCAUCCACACCACCAACGACAUGCCGGUGGCCUACCCGCCGAGCUUCGAGGCCCUGGCCCUCGUCCCCUUCAACAUCAAUCCGCACUACCUGGAGCCGGAGGCGGGCAGCCAGCACAAGGGCGAGACGCGGGACGAGCGGCUCCAGGAGUUCGUGGCCUACCACGGACUGCCCGUCCUGGGCCUGCGCGAGGGCACCAGUGUGCGGGUUCAGGCCGAGAAGGCCACGCUGCUGGGCGAUCGCAACGCCAAGCUCUUCAAGCCCGAUGGCGGCGCCGAGGAACUAGCUCCCCAGGCGGAUCUCAGCUUCCUGCUGCAGAAAUAAGAACUGAGAAGCACUCCAAAGAUUGACUUAAAAAAAACAUUUAAAUUGUUGUAUUUUUGCGCAAACAUAACAUCCUCCAAAAAAUUAUACACAUAAAUACACUUAUAUAGAUGUUUACACUAUGUCUAAAUGCAAUAAAAUUUUUUUUGGAACAAGAACAA
Drosophila biarmipes is the source of this 992-nucleotide messenger RNA. Its product is annotated as probable alpha-aspartyl dipeptidase. Gene Ontology annotation, biological process: proteolysis. The coding region runs from base 109 to 831 and encodes 240 amino acids. The record is from RefSeq and is a predicted model, not a curated record. NCBI's taxonomy places the organism in Eukaryota, Metazoa, Arthropoda, Insecta, Diptera, Drosophilidae. Gene Ontology annotation, molecular function: serine-type peptidase activity. The transcript has 3 exons.